Messenger RNA from Asterias rubens (European starfish), 3142 nucleotides. Its product is annotated as circularly permutated Ras protein 1-like. Gene Ontology annotation, molecular function: GTPase activity; zinc ion binding; GDP binding. Gene Ontology annotation, biological process: intracellular protein transport; Ras protein signal transduction; endoplasmic reticulum to Golgi vesicle-mediated transport. The record is from RefSeq and is a predicted model, not a curated record. Bases 144 to 2855 code for a protein of 903 amino acids. Gene Ontology annotation, cellular component: plasma membrane; COPII vesicle coat. The transcript has 20 exons. Lineage: Eukaryota; Metazoa; Echinodermata; Asteroidea; Forcipulatida; Asteriidae.
AUCCGAGGAAGUAGUAAACAGCAGCACACAGCGCUAGUACGCCAGCUCGAUUGGUGCUGUAUUACUAUUAUUCUGCACUUUUACCCGAUUUGGGCGAUUUGGACAUCAUAUAAUUUGGUAAAUCAAACAAGGAAAUCUUCAAAAUGGAAUUCGGCGGGAAGUUUGUUUACCUGAAGAAGAAGAGGAGCAAGGAAGACGCUUCUAAGGUGGAGGAAGAUGAUGAAGAAGAGACUUAUUGUGUCGAAGAACUCGACCAGGGACUAAAUAAGCAGUGUAUGCCAGGAGCUACUGCUGAUGAUGGCAAGACAUGCAUGUUGGAUAUUUUAGACUCCGCAGGACAAGAGGAAUUUUCAGCCCUAAGGGAGCAGUAUGUUCGAAAUGGCCAGUGCUUUAUCAUUGUCUAUGCGAUUGACAACAGAAAAUCAUUUGAAGAAGCUAUCAACAUUUACAAAUGGAUCCAACGUAUGAGACGGACCGGCAAAACACCCACGGUUCUUUGUGGCAAUAAGUCUGAUCUCUCUGACCUAAGAGAAGUUCCCAAGGAUGAGGGUGAGAAAGAGGCAAAGGAUAAUGGCAUCUUGUUCUUUGAGACGUCGGCUAAGACUGGAGACAAUGUGACAGAGAGUUUCCAUGCACUGGUGCGAAACACACCACGGACAAGUUCCACAUACAAGGCUGUGGUUCUAGGCGCAGGAGGUGUAGGCAAAUCAGCCAUCACUCUGCGAUUUGUGAACGACUCUUUUGUGGACGAUUACGACCCGACAAUUGAAGACAACUAUGUGAAACAAGUGGUGGUGGAAAAUAUUCCAAAGGAAAUGCUCUCAGCAGAACCAGGAGAACAAGUUCCUGAUGUACCCAAGAGAACGACAUCCAGCAAUCCUCUCAGUUGGGUUUUCAAAAGAGGCUCCAAGAUUCUUGGCACAGUUGCUGGCCCACCACCCCUUGGCACAGAUGCUGCCCCACCACCCCUACCACAUCGUGGCGUGGGUUCGGCUGAUUCCAAAUCCAAGAAGAAGAUGGUGUACCGCAAGGCAGACGCUAACGUUGUGCUGUUGUCCUUAGGCACCCUUGAGGAUGAGCCGACAGUGAUAACGGGGGAUCCUGUGCACUGCAGUAAGUGUCAAUCUGUGCUUUCCCUAAUCUCACAUCUGGAAGUUGCCGACGAGGGUGGUGACGGCAAUAAACAAUGGAAAUGCGAGUUCUGCAGUCAGGUCAAUGACAGUUUGGAUAUUGAAGAAGAAGAGAUUCCUAAGGAGAAGAGUGUUGACUACCUCCUUGCUGCAGCUGAAGGGAAGGCCACAUCAUCGGACAAGGCUGGUGGAGACAACAUGGCAGCGUGUACAGGCACAACAGUAUACUGCAUUGAUAUAAGCGGCUCUAUGGCAUCUACCACACAGAUCUCAAACCUCCAAUCUGAAUGGAUGGCAGUGCAGGGGCAAGGAACAGCGGGGCCUCAAUACGUCUCCAGAUUGGCAUGCAUGCAAAUGGCAGUCAAGAGACAGCUGGAACGAUACGAGUUGGAGAACCCUGACAAAAAGGUCAUGUUGGUGACAUUCACCCAAGAGGUCAAAGUUUACGGGGACUGCUCUGAGCUUCCCGUCACCAUCACUGGGCAGAAACUAAACGACACUCAAGUCCUCAUAAAUGAAGGAAAGGAAAUAGCGACAAGACUCAACACACAGCCACUCAGUGUGACCUGCAAUCCUCUGAAACAACAAGUCUCACAGCUCUCUGAGGCUGGCUCAACGGCCCUUGGACCAGGCCUAGCGGUCUGCCUUGGCCUUCUGGCUAAGCAGCCUGGCUCUGAGAUCAUUCUCUGCACUGAUGGCAUGCCCAAUCAAGGAGUCGGUUCUCUACAAGGGAGAGCUAAUGAUACAGAUUUCUAUGAUGAGGCUGGCCGUAUCGCAGAGGAGCAGCAGACAACCAUCUCCAUCAUUGGCAUUAAGACGGAUGACCACUGUGCCUUUGAGCAAGUCAGUAGGUGCGUCUCCAUCUCCUCGGGGACGGUCAAUAUCCUAAACCCUCAGGAGCUGACCAGACAGAUACGUAACCUUGGCCAAGCAAAGGUCAUCGCAACCAACGUUCAGGUCACUCUCAUGCUUCACCCGACCCUGCAGUUUGACCCGGAAACUGAAGGCGCGGAGGCUGCAAAGAAGAGCAAGAUCGUCAAGAACUUUGGCAACAUCCAGCAGUCAACUGACUUGACUUUCAGCUUUCAGCUACGACCCGAGAACAGCGCCCAGGAGUUACAGAAAUUACCAUUCCAGGUUCAGAUCAAGUACACAAAGAUGGACGGGCGUCGUUUCCUUCGCAUCAUCACUGAGGAACGUGAGGCGACUACUGAUAGGCAGCAAAUGGAAGAGACCAUGAAUGCUGCAGUGACGUCAGUCGCAGCUAUGCGUCAAGCCGCAGCUCUGGCUCAACGGAAUCAAACUGAAGAAGCUAGGCUUCAUUUGUUUUCCAAUAGACGAUUUUUAAGCCGGGGACAAGCGAACCACAGUGGACACGCAGAAUCAGCUGCCAGCUAUUUGGUGGCCGCUUCAAAUCUCGAUGAUAUGCUUCAGAAAAGGACUGCUAGUGGACCAACAAAGAUGAAGGGACGUUCUGCCAGUGCAAAGAUGCGGAAAGGUCAAGCGCCAAAACUAGGUGCUCUCAGCAAUGAUGAUGAUGAUGAUGAAGUGGAUGAUGACAUGUAUUCUGCUCAGCUUAACCAGCAUACCAGGUCCAACCUUCAGUCCUACAUGCCAGCAAAAUCUAAAGCCAGCUAUGCAAAGAAGAACAGGUCUGUUCCUAACACAGCAAUAAGAGAGCAAUACUACAACAUUAAGUCAUCUGAUGACUUGAAGAAGAAAUAAUUCAUUCACAAGCUUGCUGAUUAUUCUGAAGCGCUUGUUCGGGUGACAACCGUGCUGCAGUAUAUCGGACCAUUACAAAAAGAAUUUUGUUUAUGAAAUGGGCAAAGUGGACACUUAAAAGAGAGGAGUAUAUUCUUUGUUAACUUUAUAUACCAUACAAAAACAACCUGUGAACAUUUCAUCAAUAUUGCUGGUUAUGUUCUACAGACGUGCAGCAACUUUCUAAUUGCAAAAAAGAGAGAGGAAAUGGGCGAUCACACUUAACUUUUGUACAAUGUCUUUCAGUA